Molecule: messenger RNA, 535 nt
Organism: Aethina tumida (small hive beetle)
Lineage: Eukaryota; Metazoa; Arthropoda; Insecta; Coleoptera; Nitidulidae
Exons: 3
Coding region: 42-455 (137 amino acids)
Source: RefSeq, a predicted model, not a curated record
UAAGCACAAUACUCAUCGAUUGACAAUUCAGUGUAGUCAACAUGUGGACUCAACUUACUCUAUUUGUGUUUGUUGCUUUGCAUAUGGUUUUAACAUCUGCAGAAACGAAUGGUUUGAUUGAAAAACUGGAGCCUGAAUAUAGAGAUCUCGACUAUAACAAGGAAAUAGGAUACUAUUUAAGAAUUGUGAAUAAGAUUAAUAAAGAGUUCAACGAAGGAAAAAUUGAAGAAAAAAAGAUUAAAAAGAGGAACAAGGUAUGUGGUAAUGCCCAUUUCGGUGAAAAUGAUGCAGCAAUAAGUAAAACUCUUCGUCAUCUAUUGGCAAAACCAGCUGUAAAGCUCACCAAAGAGAGAAUGGAUUCACAUACAUUUUCCAGUUGGACGUUUUAUCAUCUUCCCACACUCCACAAUUUUACUUAUUGUAUGGAAAUUGGACUUCUUCCUGAAGAAAAGUAAGCAUGGAUAAAGUAUAUGUUAAGAUACAAAAUAAUAUCUGUUACCACUUAAUAUACGUAAUAAAUAUUUUAAAUUUGCAA